Monoraphidium neglectum is the source of this 219-nucleotide messenger RNA. Its product is annotated as aspartate kinase. Gene Ontology annotation, molecular function: aspartate kinase activity. The transcript is spliced from 2 exons. Gene Ontology annotation, biological process: amino acid biosynthetic process. The coding region runs from base 1 to 219 and encodes 72 amino acids. The record is from RefSeq and is a predicted model, not a curated record. NCBI's taxonomy places the organism in Eukaryota, Viridiplantae, Chlorophyta, Chlorophyceae, Sphaeropleales, Selenastraceae.
AUGCGCUCUACGGCAACUCCAGCUCCUCCCGCCCCAGUAUCGAGCCUGUCUGCCCCCGGCCGUGGCCUCAGCCAGGUGGACGUCGUGUACAAAUUUGGCGGCUCCUCCGUGCGCGAUGCGGAGCGCAUGCGCGAGGUCGCCGACAUCAUAUGCGGCUUCCCGGAGCACCUGCCCUGCGUCGUGCUGUCCGCGAUGGGCAAGGUGCGGGGGGUUUGUUGA